This is a messenger RNA of Mugil cephalus (flathead mullet), 2987 nucleotides long. RefSeq names its product terminal uridylyl transferase 1, U6 snRNA-specific (gene tut1). The record is from RefSeq and is a predicted model, not a curated record. Lineage: Eukaryota; Metazoa; Chordata; Actinopteri; Mugiliformes; Mugilidae. Gene Ontology annotation, molecular function: RNA binding; poly(A) RNA polymerase activity. The transcript is spliced from 10 exons. The coding region runs from base 297 to 2690 and encodes 797 amino acids. Gene Ontology annotation, cellular component: mitochondrion.
AAUGCCGAAUAGGUGGGAUAUGUAGUCAAAUAAACUUUAAAAAUUAAUAAACGACAAGAAAGGCCUGCAAUAUAAAAUAAUUUUAACGAAUCAUUAACUUGGUCCAGCUAAUGAAAACCAAACAGGAACCUUGUGAUAAGAGGAGGAGAACCACCCGGACGGUCUUCGGAGACGGACUGGAAACCAACGCAGAGCCGACGCUGGAGGGAGAUUUGAGAGGCGCAUGGGGGACGGUCCACCUGAAAUCUGACCAACUUCUUGAUUUAUUUCUGCUUUAGCGAUUCAGUUUCGCCACCAUGUCAACAGACGGCGACGUAAAAUCGACACCGCGAGGGUUUCACUGCACCCUGUGCAAUGUCCAUUUACCCAACAUGCCCAGCCUGGAUCAGCAUGUGAAAGGACGGAAGCACCAGACCCUGAGCACUGUGCGCGCUACCAGGAAGACCCAGGAGGAGCACAGUGUGUUCGUCAGUGGCAUCAAGCCCGAAGUAUCUCAGACAGACAUAUCCGAGUACUUCCAGAAGUUUGGGACAGUCAGAGAUGUUAUCAUGGACAAAGAUAAGGGAGUGUAUGCCAUCGUGCAGUUCAGCGACACAGAGAGCACGCAGGCUACUCUGUCCUGCGUCGAGCACCAGCUGAAAGGCCUGAAGCUGCGAGUCAAACCUCGUGAAAAGAAGGAGUUCAAGUUGAUUCCCAAGAACAAGAAUGACUCCCACGACCUCCAGAAAUUCCUCGACCGUCUCAAACCUCAGCUGUGUGACCUGGUGUCUGUGGAUGCACAGAUGCAGUACGUAGUGGAGCGAUUUGAGCUGAGAGAAAAUGAAAAGAAGGCCAGAGGCUUGCUGGUUCAGCUCCUGCAAGAGGUUUUUGUAGAGUUUUUUCCAGACAGCCAGAUUUUAGCAUUUGGAUCAUCGGUCAACACCUUUGGGAUCCACUCCUGUGACAUAGACCUGUUCCUAGAUCUGGAAAACACCAAAGUGUUCCAAGCCCGUGCCAAGUCCACCACGGAGCAGGCAGGUGAAGGCAUGUCAGAUGACGGCCGCUCCGAGGACUCCAUCCUCUCUGACAUCGACCUGUCCACGGCCUCUCCAGCUGAGAUCCUGGAACUCGUGGCGACCAUCAUGAAACGCUGUGUGCCCAGUGUGCACAAGGUCCACGUGGUCAGCAGUGCCCGUCUCCCGGUGGUCAAGUUCCACCACCGCGAGCUCAACCUGCAGGGGGACAUCACUAUUAACAACAGACUAGCAGUGAGGAACACCCGCUUCCUCCAGCUGUGUUCAGGGAUGGAGGAGCGGCUCAGGCCUCUGGUUUACACCGUCCGCUACUGGGCCAAGCAGAAGCAGCUUGCAGGUAACCCCAGUGGUGCUGGUCCCCUCCUCAACAACUACGCUCUCACACUGCUGGUCAUCUUCUUCAUGCAAAACUGUGACCCUCCGGUCGUCCCCACCGUGGACCAGCUCAAAGACAUGGCCUGUGAGGAGGAGGAGUGUGUGAUUGAGGGGUGGAACUGCACCUUCCCCAGUCAGCCUAUAGCUGUGCCCCCCAGCAAGAACACACAGGACCUCUGCACCCUGCUCGCUGGCUUCUUCUCCUUCUAUGCUAAGUUUGAUUUUGCCGGUAGCGUCAUAUCCCUGAGAGAGGGGCGUGCACUUCCGAUCACAGAUUUCCUCACUCCGAGCAAAGAGGACGAGGCCAUGCAAGACGCGCAACCCACCAAGGCCCACCUCCAGCGGCCCAAGCUGGGCCCCCUGAAUCUCUUGGACCCUUUUGAGCUCUCUCACAAUGUGGCUGGGAACCUGAACGAACGCUCUCAGCGCAGCUUCCAGAAAGAGUGCCAGGAGGCUGAGAAGUACUGCCGCAGCCUGCAGUACCAGCGCAAAUCCACCAAGGGAAAGUCGUGGGGGCUGGUGCGGCUUUUCACGCCGCACGGGGAAGUCCACCACGCGAAGACGGAGCAGCUGGAAAUCAGCAUCCCCUUCAAGUUGGCGUCGCUCCCAGACGUUCUGCGUAAGGAGCUGCGCGGGGCUGGAGACGGUUUCAGGGCGCUGUGGUUCCAGAGGGUGUGCUCCGCUGCGGAGGGAGUGUUGAAAACCGUCCUCAAGUGUAACCUCUCUCCCUCUGCGAACGCCGCGUUUGGCGACGAUUCACCCGCCGCCCCCGAGGAAAUGGAAGCUUCGCUCGGGUCGUCGAUAAACGACAGCUUCGACAGCGUGGGAUCCCAGAGCGAAACCAGCCCCGCGGCCUCGGCGCCCGUCGGUGCCAAGAGGCCGCUAUCUUCUGGCAGCGACGCCUCUGAGUCGCCUCAGGGCAAAAAGCCAAGGCUGGCACGAAGGGCCAGGCCCGAACUCCCCCACUGGGUCUGUGUGCAGAAUCACAUGGUGUGGGCUGGCAGGAGAAAAGUGAGGAGGGAGCUGAUCAAAGACACGGACUCGAGGCCAGAGGGCAGCUGCGUGGAGCUGGAGUCCCAGGUCACCGCUCACAUCAGUGAAAAGGAGCCAGCGCUCAAGGACUCCCUGGAGUUCAAGGUUCAACCGCAGAUGGUGGGCGGGACAGAAAGCACCAAGGCAGUGUUCAGAAUGGAGCCAACCACCGACAAGACAGGAGUUUUUCACGACUUCUUCCAUUUCCUGGAAGCUUUCUUACCCAAGAUGGUAGAAACGUUUCUAGAGAAAGAAGUAGGCAGCACUUAAAAUGGGCUUUAUUCUGGGGUUUUCUUCAUUUCUGGAGUAUUUCUGUUUGUGGCUUUUGUACAUACAGUCUUUGUCAGAAUGUCAAUGUUUUGUUGUUGUUUUCAUUUUUACACUAUAUUUGUUUCCUGUUCAUGAAUCUAUCAAAAGAAGAUGUUCUGAUUAAGCCUGCUUUAAGUUUGACUCUUGGUUUUAGUAGAUUUUUGUUUAAAGUGUUGCUCUUACAUGACUUGGAAGUUGAAUCUUCAUUUCUGCAGACAUUAUCUGAGACCACAAAUGAAUAAAAGUCUGUGAAACACU